AUUGGAUCCCUUUUAAAAAGCAAUUAAUACCAUGUAGUUUUGGUAAUACAAUAACUAUUUUGUCCGAGGUAAUUCGGAUACCGCCCCAGCGGUUAAUCUAAAUAGUUAUUCUCCAAUUAAAAACGAGGGUAAGCUCCAAAAUGAAAGGUUUACGUGCACGACGUGUAGGCGAGCAUGGUGUCUUUGAUACUGGUUCAUCCAGUGGGCAAUCAACAAAACGUUCCGUCGACUUCUCUGGAAUCACCUCGGCGAAUAACGUCACCCUUACCCUUGAGCCAAUGGCGAAGUUGUAUUUCUUAAGAGGGCGUGGCGUGAUCCUGACGGAGGCAGUAGCUAGCAAUGCUAAAAGAUAAUCGAUCUUAGUACAUUUUAACAAAACGAAAGCAUUCUGAUUGGGUUUACGCAGAAAACACGGAUAUAACAGCAGGAGGCUUCACAGCUGCCUAUACAGGACUCCUUUUAUGGCCAAAGACUCGCCACCAGAUGUUCCCAUGGAUACGCCUGCGGACCCACCAAUGGAUGUGCCGAUGGAGUCCACCAAGACCAAACCCAUAGAUCCAUCAACCAAGGCUGUAGCCAUGCCCAUAGAUCCACUACCAGUAUCCACUACCACGGCCGGACUUGCACCAACGAGCCCCCUGGCCACACCCACGAAUCCAUCAAUCGAUCCUCUGGCAAGGCCCAGAGAUCCUCCAACAGAACCCACUACCACAGCUCUUGAGCCACCAAUGAAUCCCAUGGCAACACCCAUAGAUCUACCAAUGGGACCAAGGGCUACCCCCCUGGAUCCCCCAAUGGAUACUCUGACGGAAACACUCAGUGACACGCCGAUGGUGUCUCUGCAGUCUCCUGACGUGCUCCAACCCACUCAAGCUUCUACGGCCCCCCCCCGUUCAGCGCUCCUCCUCCCAGCCCAGGAAGAGGUCCCAGCCGGGCUAGAGACCACGACAGAUGCCCCCCCCGACCUGGCGUCCCCUCCCGAGGCCGCUCCCGUCUCCACGUCGACCCAGUCCACCGACUCGAAUUCGGUCGGCGAACCGGGUCCCGUCCCCGAGCUGCUGCCCCCGCUUCCGCCGCAGCCGCCCGCCAGCGCUCAGAACCCCAGCUGCAAGAUCAUGACCUUUCGACCCACCAUGGAGGAGUUCAAGGACUUCAGGAAAUACGUUGCGUACAUGGAGACCCAGGGAGCCCAUCGCGCCGGCCUGGCUAAGGUGAUCCCACCUGAGGGCUGGAAGCCACGCAAGUGUUACGACACCAUCGAGGACAUGGUGAUCCCCGCCCCCAUCAUGCAGGUGGUGACGGGCCAGUCGGGCCUCUUCACCCAGUACAACAUCCAGAAGAAGUCCAUGACGGUCAGCGAGUACCGCAAGCUGGCCAACAGCAACAAGUACUGCACACCACGCCACAAGGACUUUGACGACCUGGAGAGGAAGUACUGGAAGAACUUGACCUUUGUGUCGCCCAUAUACGGCGCAGACGUCAGCGGUUCCAUCUAUGAUCCUGGUGUGGAGGAGUGGAACAUCGGGCAUCUCAACACCCUGCUUGACAUGGUGGAGCAGGAGUGUGGCAUCGUGAUCGAGGGGGUGAACACCCCCUACAUGUACUUUGGCAUGUGGAAGACCACCUUCGCCUGGCACACAGAGGACAUGGACCUCUACAGCAUCAACUACCUGCACUUCGGACAGUCCAAGUCAUGGUAUGCAAUCCCACCUGAGCAUGGCAAGAGAUUGGAGAGGCUGGCACAAGGCUUCUUCCCGGGCAGCUCCCAGGGCUGCGACGUCUUCCUGAGACACAAGAUGACCCUCAUCUCCCCGUCCAUCCUCAAGAAGUACAGCAUCCCCUUCGACAGGAUCACCCAGAACGAGGGAGAGUUCAUGAUCACCUUCCCCUACGGCUACCACGCCGGAUUCAACCACGGCUUCAACUGCGCCGAGUCCACCAACUUCGCCACGCUACGCUGGGUCGACUACGGCAAGAUGGCCACCCAGUGCUCGUGCCGUAAGGACAUGGUGAAGAUCUCCAUGGACGUGUUCGUGCGCUGCCUGCAGCCCGAGCGCUACGAGCUGUGGAAGCAGGGCAAGGACACCACGGUACUGGACCACUUGAAGCCCACCGAGGUGGACAGCGCCCAGCUGGAGCAGUGGAGGCAGCGUCGCGUCGCCCACCGCGCCAACCUGCUGCGGAGGGCCCUGCUGAGGAAGAGCCAGUUCCGCCGGCUGAAGGUGGGCGAGGUGAAGGUGCUGACGGAGGAGGGCGUGGAGCUGGACACGGAGGAGUACCAGCGGCAGGUGGAGGAGCACGAGGCCCAGCGGCGGCAGCUCCGCGACGAGAGGCUGGCCCGGGAGGCCAUGAUGGCCCUGGUGGCCCUGGAGCAGGAGGAGCAGGAGGAGAAGGAGGAGGCCGCCAGGAGGGCCGCCGCCGCCCUGCUGGCCCCCCCGGGGGACGAGGACGAGGAAGAGCCCUCGGUCCCGACGCUUCACCCGACCGAAGAGGCGGGCAAGAAGAAGCAGAGACGUCCGAAGAAGUCGUACUCCAAAGCCAUGCCCAUCAACACCUUCGAGGAGGCCUUUGAGCAGUUCGCCAAGGCCGGCAUCAAGAUCCCCGCGGACGAUACGCCACACGCCUGUAAGACGGAGACUACUAUGGACCCCGCCCAGCCGUCCUACUCCAAGAUGAAGAGCAGACGUCACCCCCUCACCAAGCCCCCGAAGCGCUCGCCUCUCUCCAUCGUCAAACAAGAGCACUCCAGUGAUGAAGAGCUAUCCCCCACCAUGCCACUAGAGGGCGACAUGAAGAAGAACGAGCACCUGUGGCAGAACCAAUCUUCACCAAACUUCCUGGCCGAGAAGGCCUUCAACGCGGCCGUGGCCAACCUGGAUCCCUACUGCGCCGUCUGCUCACUCUUUUGCCCCUACACCAAGCCCGCCAAGGAGCUCUUCCACUCGGACCCCAGCGCCCCGGCCCUCCCCGGCCACGGCUGCCACACGCGGCCCCUAGUGCCGGAGAUGUGCUUCAGCGCCGUGGCGGCCAACACAGAGCCGCUCCCGGCCAGCUCCAACAUCGGGGAGGACGGCACCAGCAUGCUGCUGCGCUGCUCCUCCUGCUGCCUGCAGGUCCACACCAGUUGCUAUGGCGUCAAGCCCGACAUGCUCCAGAACCCCUGGACCUGCUCCCGGUGUGCCUCCGAGGCCUGGGCAGUGGAGUGCUCUCUGUGCAACCUGAGGGGCGGAGCCUUGAAGAGAACGGUAGACAACAGGUGAGUGGCCUCACCCAGGUAGACACAGGCCCACCCAGUUACACAUUACACACGGUACUCUGGGAAAACAUACUUUACCACACCGCUAACGCUGACCACAAACGUGAUGUGUCCCGUAUAGAUUCAACUUGAAGAUGGUCCAAAUAAGGAAAAAGCGCGAUAAUUAAUCAUUUCAAUAAAAAUAGUUUGGAGCGAAAUGUCCUCCACUCAAAACAUACCAAAGAUCAUGGUGACAGUGGAGGCACACGGAGGAUAUAAUAAUAAUAUGAUGAUGAAGAUAAUACAACUACAUGACGCUCCACAAGUCAGCUAGUGCCGUCUAGUAAGCCCAGAUGGGUUGCGACCUCUUUACCAUCCUCACUGCAAUCUGUGC
This is a messenger RNA of Gadus chalcogrammus (walleye pollock), 3629 nucleotides long. It is a transcript of the gene kdm4b, whose product is annotated as lysine (K)-specific demethylase 4B. The record is from RefSeq and is a predicted model, not a curated record. The transcript is spliced from 16 exons. Gene Ontology annotation, biological process: chromatin remodeling. Gene Ontology annotation, cellular component: nucleus. Gene Ontology annotation, molecular function: histone H3K9 demethylase activity. Lineage: Eukaryota; Metazoa; Chordata; Actinopteri; Gadiformes; Gadidae. Bases 462 to 3260 code for a protein of 932 amino acids.